Monoraphidium neglectum is the source of this 1524-nucleotide messenger RNA. RefSeq lists its product as hypothetical. The record is from RefSeq and is a predicted model, not a curated record. Bases 1 to 1524 code for a protein of 507 amino acids. The transcript has 4 exons. NCBI's taxonomy places the organism in Eukaryota, Viridiplantae, Chlorophyta, Chlorophyceae, Sphaeropleales, Selenastraceae.
AUGAGAAAGCAGCUUCGCGCCCCGUUUGAAAAGGUGCGGGACAAGGGCGGCUGCAGGAUAAGGGCGUUCCGGAGGCGGCCCUCAGCGCAAGGGCUACCCAAAAUCGACCUGAUUGUUUACAGCCGGCCGGCGGCGUUGGCGGCGGUGGACAAGGCCGUGCGUGCAGCUGAGGUGGGCGGCAGCAUGCGCAAGGACAGCGGCAGCAACCCCCUCGAGGGGACGGGGCAUUGUGAAAGGCCACGUCAGGCGCCGCCGCCGCACCAGCAGCGGCCGCAGCCACCGCCGCAGCAGCAGCAGCAGCAGCAGCAGCAGCAGCAGCAGCAGCAAGAGCAGCAGCAGCAGCAGCAGCAGCAGCAGCAAGAGCAGCAGCAGCAGCAGCAGCAGCAGCAGCAGCAAGCAGAAAAGGGCGAUGACAGCAACAGGAACGAGGAGGAGUUGCAGACGGACACGAGUGAUCAGCAGCAGCGGGAUGGCGCGGAGGAGGCCGAGAACGAGGCCCAGGAGAACCGCAGGGAUGCCAUGGAGGAAGACCAGAUCAGCAGCGGCCGCAGCACAGAGGAUAGCGAGGGCGACAGCGAGAGUGACAGCGAGGGCGACGAAAGGGGCGAGGAGCAGCCGGCGCCAGGAUCUGGACUGCAGGUGCCGCCGUGGCGGCAGCGUCUAGACAGCCUGUGGCCCACUGAUCAGCUGGUCCCAGCCUGUGAAUGUCCGUCCAUUACCGUCCCCAAGCGCAUGAUGGGCACCUGGUUCCCUGGCGCGCCGCGACCCCUGCCCGUCAGCCUGCAGCUGGAGGUGGACGGGCAGGCCUGGGGGUCGCGUUUCGACAGCACGAUCACGUUGAAUUACUACAUGAGCAAGCAGCUGCUCGCCCCGUUCAAGGUGCUGGCCGGCUGCAAGAUAACGGCGUUCCGGCGGCGGCCCUCUGUGCAAGGCCUGAUACCUGCAAUCGACCUGAUUAUCUCCAGCCUGGCGGGGCGCCUGCCGGCGGCGGCUGUGACGACAGGCCAGGGCGUGCGUGCUGCUGACAGUGGACCUGUGGCGGGCGCCACUGCGGGCCCCAGCAGCAAUGCGCCAGAGGCUAAGGCGGCGGGCGCCACCCCUGGUGCUCAUGCGUCCAGCGGCGGCGCCGGUGCCCAGUCCGCGUCGCUCGCCGCGCUGCAGCUGCGGGAGAUUUUGCAGUUUGACAUCGAGGAUGGGGCGACGGCCGCGGCAAAAGCGGCGACUGCGGUGGCAGCAGUGUUGAAUGAAGUUGAAAGGGCGGCUGACGCGCUGGGGCUGCCAGAGGCGCAGCUGCACGCCGUGCUGGCGGCCGUGGACGCGGCGACGGCGGCGCCCCUGGGCUGCCACCGCUUUGUGGUGUCCGACUACCGGCGGCUGCGGCGCGCGUGCUGCAAGGGGGAGAGCAACGGCAACAGCGGCUCCGCGCAGCAGCAGCAGCAGCAGCAGCAGCAGCAGCAGCAGCAGCAGCAGCAGCAGCAGCAGCAGCAGCAGCAGCAGCAGCAGCAGCAGCAGCAGCAGCACUAG